Messenger RNA from Hypanus sabinus (Atlantic stingray), 5156 nucleotides. RefSeq names its product ankyrin repeat and FYVE domain containing 1 (gene ankfy1). Gene Ontology annotation, molecular function: metal ion binding; small GTPase binding. Lineage: Eukaryota; Metazoa; Chordata; Chondrichthyes; Myliobatiformes; Dasyatidae. Gene Ontology annotation, biological process: retrograde transport, endosome to Golgi; Golgi to lysosome transport. Gene Ontology annotation, cellular component: endosome membrane. Bases 27 to 3527 code for a protein of 1166 amino acids. The record is from RefSeq and is a predicted model, not a curated record. The transcript has 25 exons.
UAUCGCGAGAUUUGUGCAGAUCGGACAUGGCGGACGAGGAGGUGGCCAAGCUGCAGAAACAUCUGGCGCUCCUCCGUCAGGAGUACGUAAAGCUACAACAGAAGCUGGCAGAGACUGAGAAAAGAUGUGCCUUACUUGCAGCCACAUCCAAUGCUGGGAAUUCCAAGGACUCCUUUAUUUCCAGGUUACUUGCUAUUGUCUCAGAGCUUUAUCAGCAAGAACAGUACAGUGACCUGAAAGUGAAGGUUGGAGAAAAGCACCUCAAUGCUCACAAGUUUGUGAUGGCAGCACGCAGUGAUGCCUGGAGCCUUGUAAAUCUUGCUUCUACCCAUGAGCUAGAUCUAUCAGAUGCUGAUCCAAAGGUGGCCAUGUCGAUGCUCCGAUGGGUUUACACAGAUGAUCUGGAUCUGAAAGAAGACGAUGUGUUCCUCAUUGACCUGAUGAAACUGGCCAAUCGAUUUCAGCUGUUUCCACUUCGGGAAAGGUGUGAAAAGGGAGUAAUGUCGAUGGUUAACGUUAGGAACUGCAUCCGGUUCUAUCAGACUGCAGAGGAGCUGAAUGCUGUUGCAUUACUGAACUACUGUUCUGAAAUCAUAGCCAGCCAUUGGGAUGACCUGCAGAAGGAUGAUUUCAGCAGCAUGACUGCUCCUUUAUUAUACAAAAUGAUUAAAUCAAAAACAGAAUAUCCUUUGCAUAAAGCUAUCAAAGUGGAAAGAGAAGAUGUUGUAUUUCUCCACCUUAUUGCAAUGGAUUCUCAGUUGCCUGGUAAACUAAAUGAACUUGAUGAUAACGGAGAACUAGCCUUGGAUCUGGCUCUCUCUCGACGACUAGAGAGUAUUGCAACAACGCUGGUUAAUAACAAAGCAGAUGUUGACAUGGCGGAUAAGAAUGGCUGGAGUUUGCUUCACAAAGCUAUCCAAAGAGGUGAUGAAUUCUCUGCUAGCUUCUUGAUUCGGAAUGGUGCUUGUAUAAACGCAGCUACAUAUGGUGAGCAGGAGACAUCACUUCACCUUGUGGCCUCAUAUAGUCACAAAAGCCACUCGUCAGAAGCAAUGACAGGAAUGGCACAUAUUGCACAAGCACUUUUAGAAGCAGCUGCCAAUCCUAUUAUGCAGGAUAGCAAAGGACGGACACCUUUGCACACUUCUAUAUUGGCAGGAAAUGAGCAUGUUUUCACACUGUUACUGCAGUCUAAACGAUGUGACUUGGAGCUGAAGGACCAUGAAGGAAAUACUGCACUGUGGUUAGCACUUCAGGAUAUAACAGUGGAUUCUGAUCAGUCAGUGAAUCCAUUUGAUGAUGUUCAGGUUGUGAAUGGCACAUCAUUUGAUGAGAACAGUUUGGCUGCAAAACUUAUUAAAUGGGGCAGUAAUCCAGAUGCUCCAGAUGCAAAAGGAAAUUGUUUGACGCAAAGGGCAUCAGAGGUUGGAAAUGAAGCUGCUGCACUUUUCCUGGUUGCUCAUGGGGCCAAAGUUAAUCAUGCCAAUCAGUGGGGUGAAACACCACUUCACACGGCCUGCCGAUACGGUUUGGCAAACCUUACCGUGGAACUGUUACAACAUGGAGCAAAUCCCAACGUCCAAACAAAGCAACCACUUCCCACUGGUACCAGUCUGUCUCCAGAUACUGCUGAUGGCCUUCACCUGCAGACUCCACUUCACAUGGCAAUAGCAAACAAUCAUCCGGAUGUCGUAUCUGUGAUACUGGAGCAGAAAGCAAAUGCACUUCAUGCAGCCAGUAAUCUGCUGAUUAUCCCUGACUUCAGUCUCAAAGAUUCCAGAGAUCAGACUGUCCUAGGACUGGCUUUGUGGACAGGCAUGCAUACCAUUGCAGCACAGCUCCUAGGUUCAGGAGCAGCCAUUAAUGACUCAAUGUCUGACGGUCAGACUCUACUACACAUGGCAAUUCAGAGGCAAGACAGCAAAAGUGCUCUCUUUCUUCUUGAGCAUCAAGCUGAUAUAAAUAUUCGAACUAAGGACAGUGAAACAGCCCUUCAGUUAGCCAUCAAAAAUCAACUUCCGCUUGUGGUUGAUGCUCUUUGUACCCGUGGUGCAGAUAUGGCAGUGACCGACGAGAAGGGCAAUUCACCUCUGUGGCUAGCCCUGGAAAGUGGACUUGAGGACAUCGCUUCCACCUUGGUGAGACAUGGUUGUGAUCCGACAUGUUGGGGUACUGGUCCUGGUGGAUGCCUACAGACUUUGUUACACCGAGCCAUUGAUGAAAACAACGAGAUUUCUGGUUGUUUCCUCAUCCGCAGUGGAUGUGAUGGUAACAGUCCUAGACGACCAGGGCCAAACGGUGAGGGGGAUGAGGAAGCCCGAGAUGGUCAAACACCAUUGCACAUGGCAGCAAGCUGGGGCCUUGAAGAAGUGGUACAGUGCCUUUUGGAGUUUGGUGCCAAUGUGAAUACUCAGGAUGCAGAGGGAAGAACUCCAAUUCACGUUGCUAUUAGCAACCAGCACAGUGUUAUAAUUCAGCUUCUGAUAUCGCACCCUAACAUCCGGUUAAACAUUCGGGAUCGCCAGGGUCUGACGCCCUUCGCCUGUGCAAUGACCUACAAGAACAACAAGGCUGCAGAGUCAAUCCUCAAACGAGAGCCAGGAGCGGCUGAACAGAUUGACAAUAAGGGGAGGAACUUCCUUCAUGUUGCUGUGCAAAACUCUGACAUUGAGAGUGUACUAUUCCUGAUUAGUGUGCAGGCUAACGUGAAUUCACGAGUCCAGGAUUCAUCCAAACUUACACCAUUACAUCUGGCUGUACAAGCAGGAUCUGAAAUUAUAGUCCGGAAUCUGCUACUUGCAGGGGCCAAAGUGAAUGAGUUGACAAAGCACCGUCAGACAGCCCUCCAUCUUGCGGCCCAGCAGGACCUACCAACUAUCUGCUCUGUGCUGCUGGAGAAUGGUGUGGAGUUUGCUGCAAUUGAUGAGAAUGGCAACAAUGCCCUUCACCUGGCAGUUAUGCACGGUCGCCUCAGUGUGGUGCGUGUUCUCCUAACGGAGUGCAGUGUCGAUGCUGAAGUUUUCAAUCUGAGGGGACAGUCACCUAUGCACGUAUUGGGACAUUAUGGGAAAGAGAAUGCCGCAACUAUCUUUGAGCUCUUCUUGGAAUGUAUGUCUGAUUACCCACUGGAUAAGGCAGAUGCUGAGGGGAACACAGUCUUGCUUUUGGCCUACAUGAAGGGAAAUGCCAAUCUAUGUCGAGCCAUUGUGCGAGCUGGAGCCCGUCUUGGUGUCACCAAUAACCAGGGAGUCAACAUCUUUAAUUACCAGGUGGCCACAAAGCAGCUGCUCUUUCGGCUUCUAGACAUGCUGUCCAAGGAGCCUCCAUGGUGUGAUGGUUCCAACUGCUUUGAGUGCAUUUCCAAGUUUGGAGUGACUAUGCGCAAACACCACUGCCGCCACUGUGGACGAUUGCUAUGUCACAAGUGUUCAAUGAAGGAAAUUCCGAUCAUCAAGUUUGAUUUGAACAAGCCAGUGAGGGUGUGUGACAUUUGCUUCGAUGUCCUGACACUGGGUGGAGUCUCUUAGUACUUAUUAGUGGCUCUGCUCUUCCAUUUUGUGUUUUACCAGCACUACACAAUGCCUUUCCAGCAACUGGAAGCUCCAUUUGGACUAGCACCUUUAAAGAGAAGUCUAAACACUUGAAGAUUGAAUUAUAUUACUCGGUUUGAAAUUAUGUUGUUUGAUUGUAACAAUGGAUUUGGUAUUAUUGAAUGAACAGAUACUUAGCCAGGUGAAUCGUUCAGAGUUGAGUGCAGGUGCUUCUGGCUGGGGUUAGUAUGACCCUAUUCUUACAGGGUUGUAUGGUAGAAAUAUUCAGGACCUGGUGUUGUUUCAAAUGAACACCCUUCAGUUCUGUUAAACCGUAUUUUUAAAAAUCUUCCUCAUUAAUCAGAUGUAAUGCUGUUCUUCCUUCUGCUGCUCUGUUCAGAAUGUAUUCUUAAAAGCCCAUGUGAAGUUAAACGUGGAACAGUAUAGACUAAUGCAACCCCUAUUGACUGUCCACUUCUCCACAUGGACUGUAUCUGGUAACUUUAAUAUUUAUUUCUGUUAAUCCUGUACACAGAUGACAGCAAUUGACUUGCUGAUCUGGAUCUGUGGGAAGAAAUUGGUAACACUAAUUUAUUGUACCAGUUGAAUGGCUAUCCAUUGAAAAAGGGAAAUGGCACAUAUUUGAACCAAAUGUAUAGCCAUCUAUGUGGUAGAAUAUGGUUUCUUUUAAACUGGAACAACAUAGAAUAGCAUUUUAAAUCUGCUUAGUACAUUAUCAAACUAGUACAUUAUCAGACUAACCUUUGUGAAGCUAAUUCUGCUUAUCAUUGUAACGGAACAGAAUUUUCAUAAAUAUCCCAGUUUUAGGUCAGUAGGUCCUUUCAAUUAGAUUCUCAUUUUAUGGAGAAAUACAGACUGUAUGUGGCUUAUUCUAGUGUCAUAGCAUCCAGUAAUUAAUGUGCUCCUACUGGUAUUCUGGGGAUUGGUUUGCUGUGAAAGACUUGUAUCCAGCUACUGCUGGGUGCACUCAAAGGACUAGAUAGCAUAAUCUCGGAAGCUUUAGUCGCAAAAGACUCAAGGAAGUCAUUUGGUAUGUGUGAAUAAUAUUUGGACAUCCCCAAAGGAGAGAAUGUUAUACUUUGAUAACCAUUCUACCAUAAAGCCACUAGUUCAAGGAUUGCUGCAUAAUGGGCAGUGAAAAUUGUGUAAAACAUUUCAACAUGCUGUACUUUAUGCAGUUUGUGCUAUGCUAUAUAAUGCUUUAAAGCGUUUUGGCAAAAUUUCUUGCAUCGUUUCAUUGUACCUAACCUAUUUGAAUAUGAAGCCUGGUGCUCUAGGCUGAAUAGUUAAUAUUGAUAUCCCAUGUAUAAUUCUGUUAUACUCUGUUUAAUAUUGUUUGCUCUGCUCAGAUUGACAGGAUGAAGGGUAAAUUAGUCCUUUUGGAAAGUUUGUAUUCAUUUUUUUGUUUAAAUCAGCAACUUGUAUUGAAUAACAUUCCAACUGUAAUAUGAUGUUGGUGCAUUUGUAAUGCAGCUUGUGUGCCUUGUGAAGCUGCUUAUAUAAUUAAACUAUCAGAAGCUUUUGACUAACAGCAAUUGCUUUGAACUAAUGUGGUAGUGUUGAAUUCCCUUUGAAAUAAAGUUUAAUAACGGGGUAGAUUCAGGA